Molecule: messenger RNA, 1659 nt
Organism: Aspergillus tanneri
Lineage: Eukaryota; Fungi; Ascomycota; Eurotiomycetes; Eurotiales; Aspergillaceae
Product: transcription factor domain-containing protein
Exons: 4
Coding region: 1-1659 (552 amino acids)
Biological process (GO): DNA-templated transcription
Molecular function (GO): zinc ion binding; DNA binding
Source: RefSeq, a predicted model, not a curated record
AUGGCACCGCGACCCAUGAAGUCCAGGCUAAAAGGCGCCUCCCCUCUUGGACUUAUUGUACUGGUUGAGGGGAUUUUCGCGGCCCAGAUCCGUCGAAUGGAACAGAGAGAGUUGCCUCGAAAUAGCUCCAUCCCGGCCGUGGCAGCAACGGAACCCCUGGACAACUAUAUCUCAAUCGUCCAUCAGCUUCUUGGCCCCCAACCCUUGAGCCUACCCGUCUCGAUCAAUGUCCCGGAUUACGUGUCAGGCCUUCCGAAUCGUCUGGAGUCGGGUGACCUCCAGUAUCUCGAAAACAAGGGGGCUUUGUGUCUUCCUACCGCCAGAUUUCGCACGGAACUGCUGAAGAGCUACAUCUUAUGGGUUCAUCCGCAGGUACCUAUUUUGCACCUGGAGUCUUUCCUGUGUACGAUCGCCAAGAAUGAUGGCAGCAAUAGUAUCAGCCUUCUAUUAUUUCAUGCGGUUAUGUUUGCUGCCUCUAUGUUUGUGGAUAUCUCGCAUAUCCACGACGAGGGGUACACGUCGCGCCAGGCAGCUCGCGACGUAUUAUUUCAACGGGUAAAGACUCUCCUAGAACUCCAUUGCGAAGACGACCGUCUUUCGACGGUCCAGGCAUUACUCUUGCUGAUCCAUUGGAAUGACCUACCCGAUGCUGAAAAAGACACCAGACACUGGAUGGGUAUAUGUCUAUCGCUGGCGAUGUCAAUCGGUCUUCAUCGUAACCCCGACAGUACCGCUCUAACCCCAUCCCAGCGACAGACAUGGAGGCGUACAUGGUGGAGCGUGUACAAUUAUGCCCAGCUGACGGCGCAUGAUUUACUUGCCAUGAUGCGCAUAAAAGAGAAUUGUGAUGAAAGUCAGCUGUUUGACACGACUAUGAUCAAUCUGGAUGACUUCCAGUUCAGUGUAUCCUCUCCCGAAGCACGGGCUGUUGUCGACUACUGUGAAGUUAUUUGUACGAUCGAGUAUCAAGUGAUACAGGCACAGGUUUUCAUCGAAAAGACCAGACUCUGUCAACUGUCGCAGUUCUCACGAGUGUCCAGCCAAGUGAGCAAUCUAGUGCAUGAAACCAACGGACCUGACGACAAGGUAUCUUCCACGAACCCCAUUCCGCAUCCAGACGAGGCAGAAAAGCUACAGAAAUGGCAGCUUCAGCUACCAUCUGCCGCUCAGCUUCAGUACCCAGCGGUGAUGACCCCUACAGAAUGGGAACGAAGCAUCUACUUGCAUCGGACCUGGCUGCGACUGCUCUACCUGGGAUCGGUAUACGCAGUGAGCUGCGACAUAUCUCCGAUAGAUCAGUGCAUUUCUGAAAUUACCGAUCUCUUCGAUGAAAUCCACAGUCUGGAUUUAUCCCAGAACCUUCCAUGUUCUUCGACGGUCCUGCUCAUUCUGGUGCUAACCUACCACCGACGUGCUCUUGACACGGGAACGGCACGAGUGCAGGCUCUGAGCGCCCGUACAAUACAUAAAUGCUGGAACAUGAUUCAAAGGAUAGGGGAGACGUCUGAACUGGCGACUCGCAUAAUCGCAGUUAGGGAUGCCGCGCGCGAUUCUGUGUGGGAACGUCUCUUGAGAUUGCUGUCAAUAGGGAUAAACGCACAGGACGGCAUCGAUCAAAUUGAUGAUAAAAGUUCGAAUAGCCCAAGUUGUAGCAAAUAA